This is a messenger RNA of Echinostoma caproni, 2532 nucleotides long. The record is from the annotation of a GenBank genome assembly. Lineage: Eukaryota; Metazoa; Platyhelminthes; Trematoda; Plagiorchiida; Echinostomatidae.
AUGAUGUCCACACCGUAUGGACUGAGUGCACCGUUGUACGUUCAUUCCGGUCAAACGGACUUCCAUCCGGUUCCCUUCAGUGACUCGUAUUCACCGGCGCGUGUGAUACGAUCACCGUCCGAAUCGCAAAUGUUUUGGGAUCCAACCACACAACAGCAUGCUUCGGGCCCAUUCAGUCCGGUAUCAUUCCCGGGGAAUACGAUUGGUUGUGCUGUGAAUGGCACCCAGUUUAUGGGCAGUGAUUCCGAAGAAGACAAAGAUGAAUUUGUCACAUUUGGUACCUGUGUAUCCCUACGCGGUGAACGCUCGGCUUAUGAUCCAAUGCAACCAAACUAUUCGGGGACUUCGGAACUGGAGGACACGUUAGCUAAUGUACCUCUGAGUGCCGGUCUGGAGGCGGAAGAAGAAUGUGAUGAGGAGAUGCUAAAAACUAUGCAAAAUGGUCUACCCGUACCGGAUACGGUGGACUAUGUCAGACUUGCUCGGGAGAAUGAGUUGCUGCGUAAAGAGAAUUUGCGCCUGCAUGAAUUGAAUGAAACGUACGAGGCGAAGCAGUACACACAAAACGGAGAAGCUCUGCUUGCAGACAAUGUCGUGGGAGAGGAUGGUGACGAUCAAAUCGAGGAGAUCAUCGAGGAGGAAGUGCACACAAUCAAACAUGCCAGACCAUCAAUCGGUACGGCAGGAGCAAACCAAGUGCAGCAGGAAUUCACCGAGUACAUCGAACGUCAAGAUGAGGCAACUCAGAGCGCACUACCGGGUCGAAGAAAUGUCGGAACCGGAAAUUGGAAUGUACAGCAACACCACAUGAUCGAUUUAAGUGCCCCCAUGAUUGACGAGACACAGUUCCCGGCAUCCUAUUGGUCUCGUUUGGAAGAACUGUUCUACAAUCGUUUCUGUUCCAAUCGUCCAAUCACACGGGAGUUAGGUAUACAGACUCGAGAAACCACGCACCGCACUACGGCCACAAUGGCUGUGCCAUUAACAUCCACCCCGAGAGAACGUCAUUGUUUCGGUGUCUCGGUCAGUCCAAUUAUGCAAAGUGUUGGAGUCAUGUGCCCACAAGUUUCUACUCGCGAAUUCGGUUGUACCACCGUGGAAUCGGCUGCCGUAGUUCAAGAUUGGAUUGACAAUCGUCUUGUCGGUGUCAAUGAUACCACACGAAAACUGGUUCAGCGGCUGUUCAAAAGUUCAAUGCAUAGUCGUGAUGAGUUUUUGGAAACGAUACUGCAAGUGGUCAAACGUGAUCUGCGCCACGUAGGUUUGCAAAUCAAACCGGAACAACGCUCCCAGUUUGCUUUUACUCGCAGUGAACGUCUCGUGUCUACCGCUUCCGGGGACAACUCACGAAUAGACGAAACCGAAGCGAAACAGACCGAGUCUAAGCUGGUUGAAGCUCGCCCAGUUCAAUCGAACCGUUCCACUGUGACACAUCAUAUUAUGGGAACAAGUGUGUCUUGUGAGACAGAGGCACCGUUGCUGCGUAGUCAAGGUGCUCAAGCUGUGCCCGAAGUACCGGAUGUAACCGCAUGUAGUGUGCAAGUUGGCCAGGCAGUACACACGGUUGACCAGGCGCUAGAUCCAAUUUUUUCACAAACAAGGCAAGCCACAAUCGGAAUACAAGUCGAUGCGGAGACCUCGGAAACCAAAGUGUUCAUGACCAAAUCGGCCGAGGAAGUUGAACGUAUGUGGCAAUCACGCUCGGAGCGUUCUAGUUCGCAUGCACAAAGUGGUCAAGUUUAUCAAAACAAUCAGAUUGGUCAAAUUGAGUAUGCUGUUAAAGAACAACUUACAGAUAAAGAGGUCGUUGAACCCAACAUAAUUCCUUCACGACGUGAAGGCACUUCCGGUGAGCAUCGUAUCUCAGAUAGUCUUCGUCAAUCUGCUCCGUACUGGCAAAACACGAGUGGCUCAUCUGAAAGCUAUACCGUAUCCACGGAACGGCGUAUGGUUGAUGAAUUAUCCGAGAGACAUUUACUUCCCAGUGAUGUGGAUCUGGAAGAACUGUCUCGUGGAGGACCGGAAGCGUUGGAUGCCAUAUUGGUUCGCGCCAAAGAUCUGGGCACAACUCACGUGGUUCGUGAGUUUCAACCAGAAGUCGAAGUAUAUCAUUCCAUCCAACCGCACUCUCCUUUCAAACCAACCACACCGGCUGAAACUAUACUCACCUCCGAACUGUUCCCGGGUACCCCAUCCACCAGUGGUCCAUCUACCGAUACGAUUGGAUUCCAAAUCCCGGUAAUCCACUCGCCUUCGCCCGUUGGCGGGUCAGCCACGCAUCAGGUACGAUCGAUCCCGGUCGAGCGCCUGGGCGCGACACAUUCCCCGACAUUGGUCACUCGUUUGGAUUCAGUCCCGAAAAAAAAGUCUGUCGUUGAACCUGAUCCCAAGCCGUCUACAUCCACCGAAAAAGAAGACACCAUGUUCCAUGUGUCACGAACCAGUCGACCGAAUUCCUUCCGUUCGAGUGGUGAGCAGUCGAAGACCACGGAAUCCCGAACGGAUGUGAUUAGUGCACCAGAUGAAAAGUGA